Molecule: messenger RNA, 1527 nt
Organism: Phanerochaete carnosa HHB-10118-sp
Lineage: Eukaryota; Fungi; Basidiomycota; Agaricomycetes; Polyporales; Phanerochaetaceae
Exons: 20
Coding region: 1-1527 (508 amino acids)
Biological process (GO): transmembrane transport
Cellular component (GO): membrane
Molecular function (GO): transmembrane transporter activity
Source: RefSeq, a predicted model, not a curated record
AUGACAGGAAGCCCAAACCCGUCCGGCAAAGUUAGCCUCGACGAGAAGAAGGAGGCACGGGAAGAGGCUGUCGAGACCGUAUCCUCUCGUGGCAGCGCCCAUGAACUCGAAUUCGGGGGCGACAAUAAGCUGCCGCCGCCGCCGAAGCUCACUCCGGAGCAGGAGGCGAAGCUCUACCGCAAAGUCGAUUUGUGGCUUAUGCCCAUUUUGACUAUCAUGUAUCUGUUCUCGUUCCUCGACCGAGGAAAUAUUGGCAAUGCAAAGCUCCAGGGCUUGACAUCCCAACUGCACCUGACCGGCAACAAGUACAACAUUGCCCUGACCAUGUACUUCAUUCCCUACUGUAUCUUUGAAUGUCCAGCCAAUUUGGUAUUGAAAAAGUUCCGCCCAUCAAGAUGGCUUCCGGGUAUCACAAUCGUAUGGGGUAUAAUCGUAACACUCAUGGGCCUAGACCGAACCUAUGCCAACCUUGUUGGGACCCGUAUCGCCCUUGGAAUUGCAGAGGCGGGUCUGUUCCCCGGCGUUGUCUACUACCUGUCAAUAUGGUACCCUAGGCACAUGCUCCAAUGGCGCAUCGGGAUCUUCUACGGAGGUGCUACGGUCGCUGGUGCAUUCUCCGGUCUUCUCGCCUUCGGCAUAUCGUUCAUGAGUGGUACUGAUGGAAUGCUCGGCUGGUCUUGGAUCUUUAUCAUCGAGGGUAUCGCCACUGUAUGCGUUGGCAUUAUCUCGCUUUUUAUCCUGGUCGACUUCCCAGAUACCGCCAAGUUCUUGACGCCCGAGGAGAAAGCGUACAUCAUCUGGAAGAAGAAGUAUGACAACUCCUCGGUCGGCGAAGAAGAGCACUUUGCGUUGCGCCAUGUCUGGGCCGCUCUCAAGGACUGGCAAAUCUGGCUGCAAAUUUUGGUGUACAUGUCGAUCAUCGGACCGCUCUACGGCAUCUCCCUCUUCUUACCCUUCGGGUUCGACACGGCGAUCAGCCAGCUGCUCACUGUGCCACCAUAUGUCUUUGCGACUAUAGUCCUGCUCAUUUUUGCCGUUUGGUCCGACCGUAUCAAGAUGCGCUACCCUUUCAUCCUCGCCGGCCUCUUCAUGUGCCUCAUUGGGUUCUCCAUCAACCUCUCGCAUGCGCCAAUCGGUGUCAAGUACUUUGGCACAUUCUUCUGCGUGGCAGGGUCGUACGCUGCGUUCCCGGGUGUCGUCGCCUGGCUCGGCAAUAACCUGGCUGGGCAGUACAAGCGUGGCGUCGGGAUGGCGCUGCACAUCGGUAUCGGGAACUUCGCUGGCGCAAUCGCAUCAAACAUUUACCGCGAGCAAGACGCUCCUCGUUACAUCCUCGGACACGCGCUCGAGCUCAUGUUCGUCGGCAUCGGCUUCGUGUCGCUCCCGAUCGUCGUUUUCCUCUACAAGCGCAUCAACGCGCAGCGGGACAGGCUGCAGAAGGAGAUGGAGGAGAAGGGCAUCAAGCUGACGCCGGAGGAGCUGCGCGAGAUGGGCGACCGCGCGCCAGACUUCCGGUACACUCUGUAG